AUAAACCGGACAAGUAAAUUAGAAAGAUGGCGGUAAUUCAUAAUCACAUUGGCAAUCAGUGUAAUGACAAUAAUACCCCUGCCCGGGAUCCCUAAUCCCUAUCUCGUCCGUCUCCUUCCUUGAUCCUUUCUCACUCACCGUCACUUUUCACCAGAAGUGAGAUUCUCCGCCGUCUGGAGGCUGCCGGCAAUCCGUCAAUCCCAAUCGGAAAUUCGAAUCCCGUUCUUCAUCGGCGUUUCUGUACGAUCACAAUCUCGUAUUUAGAAUAACUUGAGGAGCAGAGAACAGAAGAGUAGGGUUCUAACUUCUAGGUCACGGGAAUGGGAGUGGACUACUACAACAUUCUGAAAGUGAAUCGCAACGCGAGCGAUGAGGAUUUGAAGAAGGCGUACCGACGGUUAGCGAUGAUCUGGCAUCCGGACAAGAAUGCGAACAAGUUAGAGGCGGAGAACAAAUUCAAGCAGAUCUCAGAAGCCUACGAUGUGCUCAGCGACCCGCAGAAGCGCCAGAUCUACGAUCUAUACGGCGAGGAGGGCCUCAAAUCGGGGCAAUUCCCGCCUCAGUCUCGUAGAUUUUAUCGCGACAAUCAGCAGCGUCCAAACCCUAAUUUCAGGUUCAACCCUAGGAAUGCAGACGAUAUUUAUGCGGAGAUUUUUGGGGAGAACAGCAACGGGAAUGCUGGAGGAAGCAGCGGCGGCAGUAAUGGGAGAGAGGGGAAUUUUAGGUAUACGACAAUGAACGGCGCCGCCGGUGCUUCGAGGAAGGCGCCGCCGGUGGAGAAAGUGCUGAUGUGUAGCUUGGAGGAGUUGUACACUGGUUCUACUCGGAAGAUGAAGAUCUCUCGGAAUGUUCUGGAUUCUCAUGGACCCCGUGUUCUCGAGGAGAUCUUAACCAUCGACAUAAAACCAGGAUGGAAGAAGGGCACAAAAAUAACAUUCCCCGAGAAGGGAAACGAAGAGCCCGGCGUAAUCCCGGCAGAUCUAACUUUCACCGUCGAUGAAAAACCGCACCCGAUCUUCACGCGCGACGGCAAUGAUUUGGUCACGAAGCAAGAGAUUUCUCUCCUCGAAUCCCUGACGGGGAAGACUUUCGAGCUAACAAUGCUCGACGGCAGAAACAUAACUGCUCCAUUGACGGAGAUUGUGAAACCCGGACAAGAAAUUGUCGUCCCAAACGAGGGAAUGCCCUUACCGAAAGAUCGAAGGAGGAAAGGAAAUCUCAGGAUACAAAUCGAUGUCAGGUACCCAAAAAGGCUUUCGGAGUCGCAAAAGCAAGAACUGAGACGGGUUUUGGGAGGGAAUUUAUGACGAGCUUUUAUUUAAGUUACAAACAUCGAGAUAAUCGGGUAAAGGUAUGCCUUUUAUUUAUUUAUUUAUUUGUUUUGCAAGUAUUUUUAGCUGUAAAUACAAAAUAUGGUAUGUUAAUUGAAAUGUGUGAAUACUAGAAUAUGUCUAUUCAAGAA
Andrographis paniculata is the source of this 1462-nucleotide messenger RNA. RefSeq lists its product as uncharacterized. Lineage: Eukaryota; Viridiplantae; Streptophyta; Magnoliopsida; Lamiales; Acanthaceae. The coding region runs from base 321 to 1307 and encodes 328 amino acids. The record is from RefSeq and is a predicted model, not a curated record. The transcript has 2 exons. Gene Ontology annotation, molecular function: protein-folding chaperone binding. Gene Ontology annotation, cellular component: cytosol.